Molecule: messenger RNA, 8924 nt
Organism: Acanthoscelides obtectus
Lineage: Eukaryota; Metazoa; Arthropoda; Insecta; Coleoptera; Chrysomelidae
Source: the annotation of a GenBank genome assembly
CGUUUCCAGUGUAUAUGUUUUGUGGUUAUUUUGUGGGAGGUGGGCAGGUGGGAGGUUGUUUUGUUGUUUGUCAAUGUCCGAUGUUAUGGAAAGUGAGGAAAGACCAAAAUAAUUAUAAAAAACAAGCUGUCUAAAAACUGUUAUAAUUGUUUAGUUCUUUUCAUAUGGUUUGAUACAUUUAGUAUAUCGACGUCAAGAUGGCUGAAGAAGAAUUCCGAAGCUCUCUUACACAUGUUUUAGAGCAGCUUUCCGACUUUGGGAAUGCUAUACAGGCCAAGAGCAGUAGACUUAUGCGUGAAAAUGAAAAUAAUACUGAGUUAGACAUGAAUAGUAUGCAAGCUAUUGCUCUCAGUUUAGUAAAAAUGCUGCGAAAAAUCAAAGGCAAUAACUUUGCACUACUCACUGUUGUUGAGAGCUAUAUUGAACAGCUAAAUGCAAGUCACCAAUCUGACCUUUUCCAAGAAGUUAUUAAAAAGAUCCAUGAAUGCAAAACAUGUACAGUCAUAGUAGAAAAUGGUAGAACACAAUUUUCUCAACCAGUUGAUAAGGCAGUGAUGGUUAAUCUAGGUAGAAAUGGUAGACCCGCCAAUCUUUCUGAUGAAGCAAUGCUUAAUCUUGAUACUAGCCAUAAUCAGCAUGCUGAUAAGGAAAUAAUUAUUGAUCUGGAUGAAAUAGAAGCUGAAAGUGACUCAAGGAGUGUUGAUGCCAAAAUAUUUAAUAUGUCUUUGAGAAAAAAAGGAGGUAGUUGUGACACUGAAGAUACUGAUGAUGCUUGGCAGGAUACACUCAGCAGGAAUAGUGUGAAAAAGGAAAUAAAAUCGGAGGAUGUAUCUCCUACUAACCUCGGUUCUAAUUCCCUUAAUAUAGAACCUGAAGUGGUGCAAUAUUCUGAGGAAGCUGACAAAGAUGGUCCUAUUGAUGGCUCAAAUGCAAAGAACACCAAUGAUUCCAGUACUUCAUAUUUAGAUGUUGCUGUUCCUGUGUUAGUGCCAGAUGUCAAUGCAGAGCCAAGUACUGCCCAUAUGAGUACUGAGAGUUUUUUAAUUGAAGCAGACAAUGAUGAAGAUGAUAGGUUAAUCGCAUCUCAAGAUUAUGUCCCAGAAGAGUGUGAAAUGGAAAUGGACCUGGUUGCAGAUACCCACGCCCAAAGUCUUGACGAUGAUGAUGAUGCUAGUUCAAUAUGGUCAACUGAAACUGUUGUGGUUGAUCGGGGAAAAGUGCAUAAACUUGAUGAUUGUGAUGAUGGCGACUCUACGGAACUACCACCAACACAAGAUGUCACCGCUGAUAAAAUUGAAGAAAAUGGCGAACACCGAAAUGAAGCACCAACCAAAACUGAGGAAGUUUCUGAAAAAAUGGUAUCAGGGUUUCAAGACUCAGUUGAUGUAAAUGAACAUUUGAUCGCCAAACCUACUGUAGAAAUAUCUCCAAGCGUAAAUGACACUAAUGAAAAGUCUGGACCAGUACCUGAAACUGCUGAUUCUCCGCAAAGUGAAGCAUCCCCUGUACAGAGUGGGCAACUGAUAAAUGAACCUACCGAAGGAAUGUCACCGAGUGUCCUUGAGACCAAGAAAAAGGCUGAGGAAGGUGACGAAAAAUCAGAUACUCAAUGAUUCAGACGAGACUAUAGUGCCUAAAACUACUGAUUCUCCGAUAAGUGAAGCAUCUGCUAAUCACAAUGGGCAUCUAAUUGAUGAACCUACUGGAGAAAUGCCACCAAGUGUCAAUGAAACUAAUGAAGAACCCGAGGAAGAAAACGAAAAAUCAGGCAUUAGGGACUCAGAAGAGACUAUAGCGCCUGAAACUGUUGAUUCUCCGAAAAGUGAUGCAUCCUCUAGCCAAGAGACGACACAUCGCUCUCCACAGCAUAACCCAGCUGAUGAGCAGGCCAUUCAACCAAAUGUAAUCAUAUCUCCAAAUGAUCGAAGGAAAGAGAAAAUACUGAAGCAUUCGAACACUAAAAACACUGAGAACGGCGAGGAAAUUGCACUACACAGUCAAAUUGAGACAGAUAUACUCAGUCUCGACCUAGAUCAAGAUGUAUCAUCUGUGGAUAACGCUAUUAAUGUAGAAAGUACUUUGGAAGAACAGACGCAUAUCUUACCUGAUGCGGCUGACAUUCAGGGGAAUAACAUUGAUGAUCAUAGAUCGCAAAACAAGAAGAUUUGGGAAGAAGGCACAGAAAAGCGUAAUAUGUGUGAAGAUGGUGAUCAUAUGGAAGAUGUGGAAUCUGAGAUUCAGGAAAAGAAUAAUGAAAAAGAACCUUCAGACGAAGAUGUUCUGGAUAUUGAUGAUUAUACGAUAUUACAAGAUGAUAACAUAAAAGAAUCCCUAAAAGCAUCCCUUUUGGAUGAUAUCAUUAUAAUCGACGAUAGUUCAAAUGAGUCCGGAUUAGAGAAUGGAAAGGAACCUGACCCUGAUCAUGUACCUGCAGGUGUCCGUAUAAACGAGAAAAAAGAAGAUGAUUUGAAAGAUGAUGUAGAAGAUUCGGCUACAGAAGGAAUUUUAAAAAAGGAUUUCGAAACACAUGCUGUAGAAGAGUACACAUCUGCGGAGGAGAAAGAUGAUCAAGAGCAUUUGGUAAAUAAAAUCCUGGUUAAAGAGAAAGAUAAUGACAGUCAAAUUGAUGAAACUUCGCAGAAAGGGGAAAACGAAUGUACAUCUGGAAAUCCUGAUGACAUUGAAGUGAAUGGUGAAAUAAUAAUUGGAAAUCAACCUAGAAAGCACACGUGUGAAGCAUCUGGUGAUACAGGCAUCGAAAAGGGUAUAUCAAGUCAAUCUGAAGAAAUUCCAGAUGCAGAAACUGUUAGCCGUGAUGUUAACGAAACGUCGAAUGAAGCAAUGACUGAUGAAAGUAAUACACCUACAGCAGAUAAUGAAAAGGCAAGCUUUAAUGCAAGUCAGCAGAACAAAGAGAAUAUAACAGAUUUUGAUUCAGAUAUAACCUGUAUUAAAGAUAGUCACAGUACAUUAAAUCCUCAGGACCAACAGAAUUCUACAGUUAUUGUCUCUCACGUCAAAGCUGUUGAAAAAAUUGUAUCUGACUCAAGACCUGAUGGUAACGUAUCGGACUGUGAUUCUUUCAUCUGUGAUGAGCAAAGCAGUGGUGGGAAUGCGUUGGAAACUGAAGAUGAUUCGCAGCACAGUGACCAGAGAGUUGGCUUAGAAGAUAUAGUUAAUGGGGAGUCUACAACAUCUGAUAUACAGGAAGAGUCUGUACCAGAAUGUGAUAUUGACACGGACAGCGAAAGCACACAACUUGUAGAUAUAGUUCUGGAAGAGAUCCUAGAUACUACCGUUACAUCUGCCAAAGAUUGCGCUGAUUCAUAUGAUUCAGAGACGGAGGUAUGCGUAAAAGUAGAGCCGAAUGACCAUGACGCAGACCUUGAAGACACCGAUGAACUCGAGGAAAGAGAAUCAAAAGGCAAACAAGAUGGUGCCAGUUUUCUGGGAGAUGAAUUGUUGGAGCUGUUCCGGGAAGUGGAAAUGAGCAAGCAAGGUGUCGACGAGCACGCGUACGCAAAAAAUACGGAAAAAGUUGAAGAAGACAGCGAGGACGCUUUGUCAGACUAUGAAAGCGAUGACGCUGAGGCUAUCUUCAAAAAUAUGGUAGAUGAUAGCUCUGAUACGUCAGAUUCUGAAUCCAUUGAUGAGGGAGCUCUAAGCAGUAUUUUGGAUGACUCUGACGUGGACUUGAUCGAAGAAAAACCUAGUGACCCUUUGUUAAAAGAAUUUGUUCAAACUGAAAUCAGCUAUCUGAAACAAGACUUCAUGAUGGCAUUGAAGUUGAAAGAGAAAAAAAUGAACAGAUGUUAUGUUCGUUUGGAAAGACUGGAUUUGGCAGCCUCAUCAAAGACUUGUCAAAAUAAGGCUAACCAAGAUGAUGCUGUAGAUAGGUUAUGCGAUUUGACUACGUUGGACAAAAAGUUGAAUUCGAAUGAUUCGAAAGAACAAUCGUCACCUCGUCAUCGUAAAAAAAGAAAAAAAGGUCAAACUUCAGACCUGAGCGAAGACUUACUCGACUCGAGUAGCAGUAGUAGUGACAGCGACGUGAAAGCAUGGAACAGUCGAGGAUCAUCCCCAGAGCUUAAUUCUGAUGCCGAGGAAAGACUGGAUAGCAUGUUAGCGAGAGCUGUGAUGAAACGCAUGGGGGAUGACAGCAUGGAUAGUGAUAGCGAACAGAGUGACAGAGAGGAGGAAGUGAAAAAAAAGGGGAAACAAGGUUAUAAGGAAGCUAAAGAAAUACCUCAGAAAGAAAUGCCGGAAGAGGAGAAAGCGAAGAAAAAAUGGCGAAAUGAUAAACUACUCAGGGAAAAAAUAGACUCUACUGACUCUAGUGAUUCUAGCACCUCUAGUAGUUCAAGCAGGUCUUCUAGAAAAAAGAUGAGGAAAGGAAACAGGAAAUCUAAGUACGAGGAUGACGAUCCGGACUACAAACUGGAUUUUAACGAAAGUUCAGAUGAAGAAAAAAAGAAAACAAGAAUGUCACUUAAAGAAGAAAAAUCGAAUAAGUCAGAUACUUCAGAUGAUAGCUCUGUAGAACAAAUCAAUUUAGACGAUACUACCGAUAAUGAUAGCGACGUCGAAUUCGUCUUUAAAGAUGAGGAGGCAUCCUCAUCGCUGGAACUAACCUCCAGCCAGAAAGGACACCGUCGUAAUAUCCGGGCGUUGAUGUCGGACGCGGAUCUCGAGGUGGCCACUUUGAGGGCCAAAGAGGCUGAAGAGGAGAGAAUCGGCCGGUUAAAGACCAAACAGAAGUUGAGGGAGUCCUUUAGUCAGUGUUUGUCGCAAUCGUUCAGCGGCACCGGUAUCACAACCGAUGGAGAGGAAGAUUCUGGAGUUAGGGGGGAGGAGGAAAUACCGAUAGAUGAGGGAUUGGUGUUGGAUGUGGAUGAGAAGACCAACAAGGCGCUGGUACAGGUCGAUCCAAAACUGAUCAAAAUAUUGAAACCUCAUCAAAAAGAGGGAAUAAAAUUCAUGUGGGAUAAUUGCUACGAAAGUUUAGAAAGGAUAAAAGCCAAAGAUCAUGGCGCUGGUUGCAUCUUAGCUCAUUGUAUGGGAUUGGGCAAAACAUUACAGGUUCUCACUCUGAUUCACACCCUUUUCGCGUACAAGGAUACAGGCACAAAACACGCUCUCGUAGUUUGUCCUUUGUCUACAGUUAGCAAUUGGAAGAAAGAAGUGAGACUGCGAUUCAAGGAUAUACAGAAGAAUUUCGAGGUGUUCACCAUUGGUUCGACCCAAGAAAUCGGAAUAAUUAAGCAAAAAGGGAUAAUAAAACAGUGGUAUUGUGCAAAGAGAUCUAUUCUCAUCAUGGGAUAUGAAAGGUACGAGUGCCUCACAAAUGAGGAAAAGCUAAACAAACUAGCAGCUGAUUUCAAAAGUCUUGUAAUCAAUGCAUUAGUCAACCCAGGUCCAGACCUUAUAGUGUGUGAUGAGGGGCACUUGCUCAAAAGCAAAAAAGCAGUCAAAGUGCAGGCAUUGAAUAAAGUUCGUACGAAAAGACGGAUUGUACUUACUGGGACACCUCUCCAAAAUAACCUUAUUGAGUAUUAUUACAUGGUUCAGUUCGUAAAACCUAACUUGUUAGGAAAUUUAAAAGAAUUUAAAACUAAUUUUGUGAAUCCUAUUACAAAUGGACAAUACAUAGACUCUACAAAAGAAGAUAUAAAAUUGAUGAAGAAAAGAACUCAUGUUUUGCAUAAUUACCUCAAACAAACAAUACAGCGAUUCGAGGAUACCGAGUUACAGACGUACCUGAAAAAAAUGCACCACUAUGCUGUGUUCGUCCAGUUGCAUCCAGUGCAAGUGGAAUUUUACAGAAAAUUCCUAGAAGUCGUUUUCACGGCACAAAUGGAGCAGGGUAAAGCUUACACUCACAAGGGCUUCCUUAGCGAUUAUGGCAUAUUUCGGUAUAUUUGUACACAUCCGUAUCUUCUAAAGAUUGUGGCCGAAAAACCAAAGAAAAGCGACAAAGAACAAGAUGUGAUAAUAACUUAUGAGGAUGGCGUCACAUGUAAGGACGUAGGCAAAUGGUGGAAAGAUUAUAUGCCUACAGAUGCCGAAAAUACCAUCGAGUAUGGUACCAAACUGCUUGUGGUGAAGCAUAUACUGGAGGAAUGCGAAGAAAUCGGAGAUAAAGUAUUGAUAUUUUCUCAAAGCCUAGGCGAAUUGGACCUGAUAGAACAUUUCCUUAAGAAAUGCGGAACCUCAAAAUGUCCAUCUUGGAAAAAGGGCAUUGAUUAUACCAGGAUGGAUGGCACUUGUAAACCAGAAAGCAGAAGCGAAAUCUGUGAUAGAUUUAAUAAUAAAUCAAAUACUAAGUUGAGGUUACUUCUAAUAUCAAUUCGGGUCGGUGGACUUGGUUUAAAUCUAACCGCUGCUAAUAGAGUUAUUACAAUGACAGUUAGUUGGAAUCCGUCUUACGAUUUACAAAGUGUAUUUAGGGUAUAUAGGUUUGGACAAGAGAAGGCUGUGUAUGUUUAUAGACUGAUAGCGUUGGUAAGUACAUUUUUAACCUAUUGCACCUGUGAUAAUUUACAACUUGCAAAAAUACGACACAUAUAGAUGGUGUCCCGAAAGUAUGGAUUCAUCAAAAUGUUGAAAAAACAUGUUUCAUAGAGAAAAAUGUUGCAGAAUAAAGUUGCAAGGUUUGAAAAGGAUCAUCCAAUAACGACCUUGACUAAGACGUUUAAGGUCACUAUUGGAAAUGUAAAGUCCUUCAGUUAAACGUCAUUCUAUGGUGUCCAAAAUAUCUCGAAAAAUAUACUACCCAGAGAAAAUGUUGCAAAUCGAAGUUGAAAUCUUUUAAAAAGGGUCAUUAAAUGGGAAUCUUGAACAUGACCUUGACCACGACCUAUGACGAGUAGGAGUACGUCGAUAAAAAAUGCAUACAUAACAUUUACGGUCAUAGUCAUACGGACAUACUUAAAAAUAAAGUUUUCUUCUCAUACAUUUCCGCUGUCAAAAAUAGGAAUUUCCUUUAUUAAGAAAGCUGUCUUGGACUUGAAAUGAUCUUGAACAAUGUGACUUCAACCUAACAAAGAAACAGUGGCGCAGGUAGGAUUGAAUUUGCCUCUAUCAGUCGAUCCUGGAAGCUGGUUGACAGCUGGUGGUGUAGACUAGGUCAGCUCCACGGAAUGAAGGAGAUGCGGGUUUACGCUCAUACGAAAAAUCAUAUCAUAUUCAAUGCAUUUUCCUCUUUCCUCUUAAUGCUUACUCCUAAAUUUGCCAAAAUUAUUUUUUAGGAUACUAUGGAAGAAAAAGCAUAUCAACGUACAGUAACGAAACUGGCUGUAGCUCAUAGAGUCAUAGAUAAAUAUCAAAUCAAAAGGCAUUACAAGAGUGACGAUCUUCAAGCCAUGUAUGAGUGUUAUCCAACGGCAGAUAAACAGAGGCCAACGCCUAGUGUACCUGAGGACGAGGUUUUAGCAAAACUGUUGCUCAAAUUGCCUGUAAUAUAUAAAUUCCACGAACAGCAAGCCCUACUAGCCAAUAGGCCUGAAGAUGAUCUAAACGAGCAAGAGAAAAUAGCUGCAUGGGAAGAAUUUGAGAAAGAGAAAAAUGCACAGAAAGCCGCAAAAGAGGCUGCAGCGUUAGCCGCAACGUUCGCCAAAGAAGCUGCGGUGGCUUCAGCCGAAGCCAUGACUGCGUUUGCAGCGACCACCAAAGACUUCAUGAACACCGGUGGUGCAGUGCCCAUUACUUCCCCUGGGCCAACGUUCAGCACGGCGUAUUCUCUCUGUCCACCUAGCAGCAGUGGCACUACCAUUGAGCCUAAUCAUCAACCUACAAACUACCAAGGACAUGUCGAUGGAGUUAAUCGUGGCAGUGGACAGAAUGUUGCUGAAGGAUCAGCACCUCUCACAUCCAGCCAGGCGUACAAUUUUCCGCCCAGUUCUCGUAGCAGUGUGGAUUUAGCCAAUAAUCUCAAUGGAAAGCAAGUAGAUGUUAAUAAGAACACACUACAAGCCAAUGGCGUCAUCAUGAACCCUACACCGGAGGUCCAAAAAUUCAAUAAGGCGUUGAAACAGUUCUUCCAACAGAGUGCCAAGAAUGUUCUCAACAAUACACUACAACAAACGCGCCAACGACGUCAAUUGGAUGGAGCACUCCAGCAGAAUACGAACAAGCAACCGCAAAUAGUCAGUCCGUGGCACCCAAAACGCGUGGACGAAACACCUAUUGAUUUGACAAAUGAUAAAUCACAACGUCGAAACGCCACAGAUGCCGCACCCAAGGAUCCGUUAUCUAUCGCUUCAUCCGAAGGAGGCGGUACUGCGAAUGUUCCUCCUCAGAACUGGUACAACGCAUCUAUGAAGUGGAUGGAUCAACAAAAGGCCAAUCUUGUCGAACGCCUCAACAAUCAAAACCAAAAGGAGAACCAACAGGUGGCUCGAUCGAAGAACAUUCUAAGCAAGAGGCCUCUGAUGACAUACAGCAGGAGUAAUGAUAAAGAUCUAGUUUCGAUGGAUCACGCAUAUUCAGCUGCAUCCAAUGCCGUCAAAAGGAAAAAUGACGAUCAUACCAAUGGUAGCACUGCGGCGAAGAAGAAGAAACGGGUGUUACGCAUGAACCCCUGCGCUUUGCUGCAACCGGCCAGCAAACAGGCUGUAGCGACAGCCUCAAGAGUCACAACGGCCGCCCCCACUGCAACAGUUGUCGACCUGAGCGAAGACGAGGUGGAAGUGGUCGAACCGCACGACGACAUUAUCCACACUCUCAAUCGGAGCGGCAUCACUGUUACGCGCGCGCCUUCAAAGAAGAAAAAAUCUUCUAAUGAUGUUAUCACGCUUGACUGAAGAACUGCUCCUAUUAUUCUAUUUAUUGUCAUGUGUCUCGUUAAAAGUAUAUAAAUUAAAAUUUAAAAACAUAUAUGUUAUAAAUCAAUACUUUUUUUGUAAAACAUCACCCCUUGCAAUGAC